Mytilinidion resinicola is the source of this 1378-nucleotide messenger RNA. RefSeq lists its product as uncharacterized. Gene Ontology annotation, molecular function: telomerase RNA binding; telomeric repeat DNA binding; protein binding. Lineage: Eukaryota; Fungi; Ascomycota; Dothideomycetes; Mytilinidiales; Mytilinidiaceae. Gene Ontology annotation, cellular component: telomerase holoenzyme complex. The transcript has a single exon. The record is from RefSeq and is a predicted model, not a curated record. The annotation marks the transcript as partial. Gene Ontology annotation, biological process: nuclear-transcribed mRNA catabolic process, nonsense-mediated decay.
GAUAACGACUGCCCAGCUUAUAUCAUUCAGCACGGGUCGCAAUCUCUGUCACAAGAGCUGCUCAAACCAGAAGUCGUCAAAACGUACACAAGCCUUGACAAAUUAGAGACCAAAUGUCUCCAAAUCGUAGCGUUCGUUCGCAGCCUGCAGGAUCGAGGGAGACCGAUCACCGAGAACAAAUUGCUGGCCGUCAUUGCUCGCCACCGGCAACUAGUCCAUGCGUAUAUUGACGUUCUUACGGCGUCGCAACACCCCGUAGCCAACUCUGGUUUACGCCGUUUACCCACUGAAAGUCAUGUGCCUGCCCGUCUUUGGAAAAUUGGGACUCAUUCGUGUAUUGAGUUGCUGCGUUCCAGUCUGCCACAGAGCAAAGAAUGCAUGCUAGCUUUUAUCUACUCUGCAUAUCGCACCUUUGGCUUCCUCCGCGAGAUAUUCCCGGCAUUUGGGGCGACCUGGAUGGAAUGCUUAGGCGACCUUGCGAGAUACAGAAUGAGACUCGAAGAAAAGAGUCUCCAGGAGCGAGACACGUGGGGCGAGGUAGCCAAGUUUUGGUAUAGGAAAGGCUCUGUUGAUCAGCCGAGAGUUGGCCGCCUUUCCCAUCAUCUCGCGGUCCUUUCCAGACCGAGGCUUUUAGAGCAGAUAUUUCUGCAUGCCAAAUCGCUGACCUGCAUAGAACCGUUUCUGCAGUCCCGAGAGUCAGUCUUGACUCUGUGUCAAACAGAUCCUUCCUCAUGUAGCCGAGCUUCCGACAUCUCCGCUGUUGAUAUUAGCUUCUGCCAGGCUCUUCAUUUCACUUUUCGGGAUUGGCAUGGCUCAGAAGUAGCUUGGGCCAAAAUGACACUAUUCGAGGAAAAAUUAUCAGCCUAUCUUGAAAUACUGAAAAAAAAGCAUCGACGAAGAGCCCUCAUUAUGGCAGGAAAGAGGCAUCCACAUUGCCAUUAUAAACAUUGCGGGACUCUUUGAGUGGGCCUCUGAAUCUGGAAUCUUGAAACGGCUACUCGGAAGUCCCCUGAAAGGAUACCACCAUACCGAACAGCUUCCAUCACAGCCAGCUCCUAUAUCUGACCAAUGUCAUACCCCCUUCAAGUCAGGGACUUCUUCAACAGAUUUACGCCACCAGAUAGGGAAAACUGUCCAGACCGAAGAGCAGGAUACCAAAUUGCUUGGCAGUGAUAACAUCUAUGACCUUUACUACCCAGGUCGUUUGGCUUUCUCAACGUUUGAAGUUUUUCUUCAUCUUGCUAGGAAUAAAAACCUGUUGCCGCACCUUCAUGUCAUGCUGAUCUGCGUAGGUAGCGUUGGAAGAAUUCCGAGUCUAAAGCCUUUACUGGAUAACGUGCCUUGGAUGCAGCUUAUCCGUUUUCUCAACAACUUAAUC